Messenger RNA from Camarhynchus parvulus, 891 nucleotides. RefSeq names its product syndecan binding protein 2 (gene SDCBP2). Gene Ontology annotation, cellular component: plasma membrane; cytoplasm. Gene Ontology annotation, molecular function: protein binding. NCBI's taxonomy places the organism in Eukaryota, Metazoa, Chordata, Aves, Passeriformes, Thraupidae. The record is from RefSeq and is a predicted model, not a curated record. The coding region runs from base 1 to 891 and encodes 296 amino acids. The transcript has 8 exons.
AUGGCAACACUCUACCCCUCCCUGGAGGACAUGAAGGGCCACCAGGUCCUGCAGGCACAGGCAGCAGCUGGGGUGAGGACCCCCGCCACCACAGUGGCCACAGAGAAGCCAAAGCUCACCUCUGCCCCCACACCUCCUGUGCUGUACCCCAACCUGGCCGAGCUGGAGAACUACAUGGGGCUGGCGCUCUCCAGCGAGGAGAUCCAGAAGAACCUGGGCACAGAAGACAGCACCGCGCUGACCCCCGCCGGGCCCUCCCCAGGCCAGCUGGUGGCUCCCCUGAGCGGGAACAGCGCGGGGCUGCGGCGGGCAGAGAUCAAACCGGGCGUGCGGGAGAUCCACCUGUGCAAGGACGAGCGCGGCAAGACGGGGCUGCAGCUCAAGAACGUCGACCAGGGCAUCUUCGUGCAGCUGGUGAAGGCCAACUCGCCAGCAGCGCUGGUGGGGCUGCGCUUUGGGGACCAGGUGCUGCAGAUCGACGGCAAGAACUGCGCGGGCUGGAGCAGUGACAAGGCACAGCGUGCCCUGAAGAAGGCCAACCCUGAAAAAAUCGUCAUGGUGGUGAGGGACAGGCCUUUCCAGCGCACUGUGACCGUGCACAAGGACAGCACCGGCCACGUUGGCAUCGUGGUGAAGAAGGGGAAGAUUGUAUCGCUGGCCAAGGACAGCUCGGCCGCCCGCAACGGGCUCCUCACCCACCACUGCAUCUGCGAGGUGAACGGCCAGAACGUCAUUGGCAUGAAGGAUAAGCAGCUCAUGGAGGUGCUGGCAGGGGCUGGGAACGUGGUGACACUGACCAUCAUCCCCACCGUGAUCUACGAGCACAUGGUCAAACGGCUCUCAUCAGGGCUAGUGAAGUCGUCCAUGGACCACUCCAUCCCUGACCUGUGA